AUGUGGUGGGGAAAGAGUUCGGACGACAAAGAUCCCAAGGCCUCGAGAGAUGCCUCGGCCCCCUUCGAUCCGAAGCUGCCAGACCAUGAGAAGCUGCCUCCGGCGCUGCAGAAGAUUAUUGAGAAGUCGGAGAAGGAAGACAAUUUUUUCGAUGAGCUGGUCGACGGAUACGCCCCUGAAUCCACCGAAUCCAACGUUCGUUUCGCCGCCUAUGCUGCUCGCGUGCGCACCAUCCUCCUCUCUGCGCAUCGCUAUGUGGCCUACACGUCCGAUAUAGGCGAGUCCUUCCGGCCAAUCGCCCAUCCCUGGCUAGUACGCGGCGCAUACGGUGUAUCAUGGGCCUACAUCCUCGGAGAUGUCUCCUACGAGGGGUACAAGGCCUACCUGCACAAUCAGCGCGUCCUCAACCCGCAGCUGCAGCUCUCUGACCAUCAGCGGAAGCUCACGGGUCUAGAGCCCGUUGCCGAGGUCCCCACAAAUGUCCAGCCAGGCACCGUCUCCCCGCUGGAAAACUGGAAAACAGUCAUGGCGCAGAGGGCCAUCUUCCAGUCAGUGGCAAGCAUGGGUCUGCCGGCGUUCACGAUUCACAGCGUUGUGAGGUACAGCGGAAGGGCGUUGAAGGAUGCCAAGAACAAGACGAUACGAACGUGGGGACCCAUUGGACUCGGCCUUGCUGUUGUACCAUUCCUGCCCACCCUCUUCGACGAGCCCGUGGAGAGCGCGACUGAGUGGAUCUUCCACAAGGGAUUCCAGACCUUUGGCGGAGAAACAUAUGUUGGCGAUGCGCCCACCACCGGCAGAGAGAAGGCCAUGGUCAAGAAGCCACACAAGGAGAAAGACUUAUGAGAACAGCACAGUACAUUCGCUUUGGUCCUCGUAGAUGAAGGUCUUGGUGGGAUGGUCAGAACAUCUCACACUCCUCUGGCGUUGGUGCAGAACAUUUAUUCCUCUCGACUUGAGAACAGCAGUCUGUUCAUAGCAUUACUGCCUCUGAAAAAUGAAGAUAAUAGAUCCCCUCC
Messenger RNA from Cryphonectria parasitica EP155, 1019 nucleotides. RefSeq lists its product as uncharacterized. Gene Ontology annotation, biological process: mitochondrial fission. The transcript is spliced from 3 exons. Bases 1 to 846 code for a protein of 281 amino acids. Gene Ontology annotation, cellular component: mitochondrion. Lineage: Eukaryota; Fungi; Ascomycota; Sordariomycetes; Diaporthales; Cryphonectriaceae. The record is from RefSeq and is a predicted model, not a curated record.